CAACUUCAGCUUGAUUGCAUGUGGACUGCUUCAGCUGGAUCAUGGAACAAGCGCGUCGUCGGGCCGUGGACCACGCUAGACCUCGCUAGACCAAAAGUUCAAGGCUCAAACGCGUGACACAGGGCGACAAACCGGUCCCUGGACUGUUCGAGGGAUGAUUUUCGUAUCAUGCGGUUCACCGGCUGCUUGUUGUCCAGCCGUCCCCUGGCCCCACUCUCCCUUGCGGUCUCUGGCGCCCGUCACUCCUUCAAUAAUACCCCAGGCCCUUCCGUUCUUUUCCUUUCUCCUCCUUACCCUCGAUCUCCAUCCUCCCCAUCCGCGACGGAUUACCCGCUCGUCUAACGACGCCGUCAAGCAUGCUUCCGUACGCUAUCCUCGCAGCGCUUAUCCCUGCGCUCGUUGUCGCACAGGACGAUGGCAGCAUUUCUGGCCCAGCAACUAGUCCCCAGGCGGCUGGUUACUCUUGUGAUGCCUCCAAGUGCCAGCUGCCAAGCUGUCACUGCGCCAGCACUAGUCCACCUGGCGGAUUGAAUGCGUCCCAAGUUCCUCAAUUCAUCGUUUUCACUGCCGACGAUGCCGUUCAAUCCUACACCCUCGAUUCUGUCAAUCAGUUCCUCGCGCAGCGCAAAAACCCAAACGGCUGUCAGCCAAAGAUGACUUAUUAUACAUCGCUCAACUACACGAAUUACACGCUCGUUACGGACUGGUUUGUCGCCGGUAACGAAAUCGCUGACCACACCAUGACACAUGUCGGUUCCCCGCCGGAUAAUGAAGUCGAUGGAAACCUGAUCGCACUCAAUGCACUCGCUGGGAUUCCCUUUUCAUCCAUCAAAGGUUUCCGCGCCCCAUACCUGAAUUAUACCGCAGAUACCUUAAAGCAUCUCGCCGCGGCCAAGUUCACUUACGAUUCCUCCGCGUCUGCGUCUAUCCCUGUCACUGAUCCUAAUACGGAUGCGUAUUGGCCCUAUACCCUGGACAACGGCCUUGCAAAUGACUGCUUGAACGUCCCUAACAUUUGCAAGGGCGAGCCGAAGCUCCCUGGAUUCUGGGAGAUUCCGAUGUACGCAUUCUUUGAUGAACGGGGUGUGGAUGGUCCGCAUCUGAUGGACCCUUGGUUGGAUGCAGCCAACGGUGCUUCCGCCGUUAACGAUUCUGCUACACUUGAGUACAUGAAGAGCACCUUCACUGCCCAUUACAAUGGCAACCGCCAGCCCAUCGGACUGUAUACUCAUCCAAUCCAUGUUUCCCUCACGUACCCCGGUUCGACUGCUUCCAAAUCGACGGUCGCCAUGAUCAACACCUUCCUCGACUGGGCCCAGCAGCAACCAAACGUGUGGAUCGUCUCAUCCGAACAGCUGCUCGAUUGGGUUCAGAACCCGACACCCAUUUCGCAGUUGGACAGCUUCGGCUCGCUCAAGUGCUCGACGCCGCAAGUCAGCGACAAGAUCUGUAACGGGAUGCCGUCGAACGAGGCUGGCCUGUUGAGCCACUGCGCGUUCCCCGACUUCCCCUUCUACACCUGCUACGGGUGCCCCGAGAUCGCGCCAACAGUCGAUAACCCGAACCCUGCUCAGCAAAUUCCAUCUGGCCAACAGGCGCGUGUCCGUCUCCCCUCUAACUGCUCGACACCGUUCUGGGACCCCAUCAAGGGCGACUGUAUCUGCACAUCCGACACUUGCACCUUCAGCGACGACUCCCGGCCCAUCGGUCCAAACGGUGCAAACCUGACCGGCGGAGGCACCGGCGGUUCCGAAGUGAGCGCUUCGGCGUCGGCGACGCAGAGCUACGUGCCAUUCAACGCCGCGCUCCCGGCGGUCCCUGCUGGAGUCGUCCCCGCGCUGCUUGUGGCCACCGUCGGCAUGUUCGCCGGUUUCAUAAGCACCUACGGGCGACUCUGAGGCAUCCGAGACUCUUUCCCCAUCCGCUCCUUGGACUCGGUCUGGAUUCUCACUUGACACUCACUUUGGAGUUUGCGCUUCGAUACGGGACUUCACAUGGCUUCGUUUCCGCCCUUGGCUCACCGACUUACAUCCGUUUCGUGGACAUUCUCAUUGGACUUCGUGCUCUCCUCCACCUCCCCUCCCCUUCACUCCAUGCAAUACUAACGAAUAGUACUUACCCAUUCCAUCCCUCGCAUUGCUCCGCCGCUCUGUUACUGUUACCUAGGCGCUGACUUCCGAUCGACGCUUACUUGACUAAUUAAUAUUAUCGACGUUCGUUCAGUU
Messenger RNA from Heterobasidion irregulare TC 32-1, 2225 nucleotides. Its product is annotated as carbohydrate esterase family 4 protein. The transcript has 9 exons. Bases 357 to 1898 code for a protein of 513 amino acids. Lineage: Eukaryota; Fungi; Basidiomycota; Agaricomycetes; Russulales; Bondarzewiaceae. Gene Ontology annotation, biological process: carbohydrate metabolic process. The record is from RefSeq and is a predicted model, not a curated record.